AUGGAGAAAUAUGGAGUGAAGCAUAGGGUGGCAACUCCUUACCAUCCCCAAACUAGUGGGCAAGUCGAAGUCUCCAAUCGGGAGAUAAAGAACAUCUUAGCCAAGACGGUUAAUGCAAAUAGAACUGAUUGUUCAUCUAAGCUUGAUGAUGCUCUUUGGGCUUAUAGAACGGCAUUCAAGACACCCAUUGGUACUUCUCCUUAUCGGUUGGUGUUCGGCAAAGCUUGUCAUCUCUCGGUUGAACUUGAACACAAAGCUUUGUGGGCAUUAAAAAAAUUGAACAUGGAUUGGGACGAAGCAGCCAAGUUGCGGUUGUUUCAAAUGAAUGAAAUGGAUGAGUUUCGGUUGAAGCUCUUUCCUGGCAAGUUGAAAUCCAAGUGGUCCGGCCUUUUUACUUUGGCGAGUGUGUCACCCAAUGGGUCGAUGGAGUUAAAGUCCGACGAUAGGACUCGUACUUUCAGGGUGAAUGGCCAUCGGGUAAAGCACUAUCAUUGGAUGGUUGAUGGGGACAAGAUUGUUAAUGCUCAUCGGUUGAAACAUGGCACCGGACCUUAA
Messenger RNA from Lycium ferocissimum, 555 nucleotides. RefSeq lists its product as uncharacterized. The transcript has 2 exons. Gene Ontology annotation, biological process: DNA integration. Gene Ontology annotation, molecular function: nucleic acid binding. Lineage: Eukaryota; Viridiplantae; Streptophyta; Magnoliopsida; Solanales; Solanaceae. Bases 1 to 555 code for a protein of 184 amino acids. The record is from RefSeq and is a predicted model, not a curated record.